Messenger RNA from Coregonus sp. 'balchen', 12290 nucleotides. Lineage: Eukaryota; Metazoa; Chordata; Actinopteri; Salmoniformes; Salmonidae. The record is from the annotation of a GenBank genome assembly.
CACAAGAAAAUAUGCGCACUAAGUCCACCCGACCAGCAGAGUUCCCUGUUGUCAAAACGAAUCAGUCUAGGCAUAAUAUGACUCUUGUCCAUUUCGCUUGCUGUUGUCGCCAACCGAUGUUAUGCUUUUAGGAAACACACAAUUAUCUGCUUAGAAAUUUGCCUAGAUUAUUGAUCCUGCAUGUCUAUGACUUAUUCCACCCGGGAAAAUAAAGACACCGACAACCUAUACUUUUUAAAGUUUGUGAGAGAUCAUAAUUUCAGGUAUGUUUGAAAGCGUUUAUUAAAAUGUAACAGUGCGAUUCCGGAGCCUUUCAUCAAGUUAUCUGACGUAUAGUUUCACGUCUACUUCUAAGGACACAAUAUAGCUUUACUGAAAAAUCGUGCCGUUUAUUACUUUUCAUGUUGUAUUGUAUACUGUAUGUGAUGAUAUCAAUAGUCUUCUACAGAGGAAGGCAACAGUGUGCUUGGUUUCCGGGGCGUGACUUUUGUUGGGACAGAAUCAUUUAUUUUAGACUUUUAAACGCAAUCAAAUUUGCCUUUUGAAAAUAUUUUCGCCGUAAUCAUUAUGCUAUUUCAUUUUCAUGCGUUAAAGUAACAAUCUAGGCGAUUGUUGAUAUUAUUAAGUAAUUUAUUACAAGUUAACAAUUUAAAAGUCUUAUCUUUUCAAGAUUGAUCAGUGAUGAUCAAUCUUGAAUAGUGUAAUAGCCUACUACUUUUAAAUAAUUAAAAGACACCCUACAAUAGAAUAUAGAUUAUUAAUAGAAUAAUUACGUUUUGCUGGCUCCCAAUUAGAUUCUGAUUGUAUUUGAUUAUUUCUAACAUUUCAGACAUGGUGCUCCUCAUCUUCCUCAUAAAUCGGUCCUUAUGUAGGAUACUUGAAAGGGAUUGAAGGCAAGUCAACGCCAUGGGCAACCAUGACAACUUGGAAGAUGUGUUUGUUGCUGUCGUUCGUCCAAAGAACCAUGUCAGUCUGAGCUCUAAGGAAUAUCGGGCUAAAGCCUAUGAGGUAAGACUACAGUAUCUUUCAUAAGAUACAGUAGCGAUUAGCGACCAUGCAAAACCUAGCAUCUGAAGGUUAGGAUCUCUUUGCAUAACAGCAAGGAGGUUGGACUGACAGUCUCAGGGUGCUGUGUUUGAGUCCCGGUCUGGGCUACCCCCUGGAUUUGUUACACUGGUGUCAGAAGUGGGAUACACAUUAUUUUGUAUACAUGCUUAAGUAACCCUGCGAGUAGCAGACUAUGGUUACUGCAAAGUGGCAACGCCUUUAUUAAUACAUUUAGUGUAAGGAUGCUCAGUUCUGGAAAGCUCCCUGGAAGUUCUAGUGUUUGCCAUAUUACCAUAUCAUCCACCCCAAAUCUGCUGCAAUAUCAUUUUACUUUAACGCAAAUAUUGUUUAUGGCAAAUCACAAUUAUUUAGCUUAUGGUUUGAUUUCAUAAAUGUAUUUCUAGUUCAGUUUAUCUUCACCAGUGACAUCAUGUGUAACCCUGUGAUUACCCCUCCUUUAGAUCCUGUUGAUUGAAGUUCCUUUGGAAGGAAAAGAGAAGAAACGGAAGAAAGUCUUACUGGCGACCAAAAUCCAAGCCAAUGGGGACACAGCCAGAUCCAUUUUGGAUUAUGUAGAAGAAAUUACUAAACCCAUAUCUAACAACAAGGGUUUUAUUGGUAAAUAAAUAGGUCUUUGUUGCUUUUCUGUAAUUAUGGUGGCUUUCCAGAUUUGGACUUGAAUCGUUUGUUAAUAUAAAUGUUGUAUGAAGAGUAGAAAGACAUUUCAAAUAACAAAUUGUGUCAAAGCACUAAUCCCUCUUAUGCUGUUGUUCAUCACAGGAAAGCGUGUGGUGCACAUGAAGAAAUUCCCUCUCGAUGGUGACAAUGAAGGGAAAGAGGUCUCCCUCUUUUUUGUGCCAAUCAAUGUCAAAGGUAGAACUUGACACUAACUAAAUUAUUAGAAAUGUUAUAAAUGCACAUGAAUUAUAUACAGUGGGGUCCGGAAUUAUUGGAUCCCUUAAUAAAGAUAAGCAAAAAAGACUGUAUAAAAUAAGUAAUGCAAAUACUGAGCUAUAGAAUAGUGCCUUCAGAAAGUAUUCAUACCCCUUGAUUUAUUCCACAUUUUGUUAUGUUACAGCUUCAAUUCAAAAUGGAUUAUAUGGAUAAUUUUUUCUCACCGAUCUACACACAAUACUUCAUAAUGACAGUGAAAACAUGUUUUUAGAUUUUUGUGCAAAUUUAUUGAAAAUGAAACACAGAAAUAUCUCUUUUACAUAAGUAUUCACACCUCGAGUCAAUACUUUGUAGAAGCACCUUUGCCAGGGAUUAUAGCUGUGAGUCUUUCUGUGUAAAUCACUAAGAGCUUUCCACACCUGGAUUGUGCAAUGUUUGCCCAUUAUUCUUUUCAAAAUUCUUCAAGCUCUGUCGAAUUGGUUGUUGAUCAUUGCUAGACAACCAUUUUCAGGUCUUGCCAUAGAUUUUCAAGUAGAUUUAAGUUCAAAUUGUAACUCAGCCACUCAGGAACAUUCACUGUCUUCUUGUUAAGCAACUGCAGUGUAUAUUUGUCCUUGUGUUUUAAGUUAUUGUCCUGCUGAAAGGUGAAUACAUCUCCCAGUGUCUGGUGGAAAGCAGACUGAACCAGGUUUUCCUCUAGGAUUUUGCCUGUGCUUAGCUCCAUUCCGUUUAUUUUUUUAUCCUGAAAAACUCCCCAGUCCUUAAUGAUUACAAGCAUACCCAUAACAUGAUGCAGCCACCACUAUGCUUGAAAAUAUGGAGAGUGGUACUUUGUAAUGUGUUGUAUUGUAUUUGCCCCAAACAUAACGCUUUGUAUUCAGGACAAAACAUUCAUUACUUUAGUGCCUUGUUGCAAACAGCAUAGAUCUUUUGGAAUAUUUUUAUUCUGUACAGGCUUCCUUCUUUUCACUCUGUCAAUUAGGUUAGUAGGGUUUGAAUACUCAUUCAUUCAAGAUAUUUCAGCUUUUCAUUUGUAAUUAAUUUGUAAAAAAAUUGAAAAAUAUAAUUCCACUUUGACAUUAUGGGGUAUUGUGUGUAGGCCAGUGACCAAAAAACUCAAUUUAAUCUAUUUUAAAUUCAGGCUGUAACACAACAAAAUGUGGAAAAAGUAAAGGGGUGUGAAUACUUUUUUAUUUAUUUAUUAUGACUUGUAUAAUAAUACAAUUGCUCAGAGGAAAGAUUUUGUUUAACAAGAAAUAUCUAUAUUUUAAAAGAUAGUGGUCAAAAUGAUUGUAUCCCUUGUUUUCAAUACUCCAGCACUCUCCCCUUGCGCGGAUAAUGAUACUGAGCCUUUUUCUAAAAUGUUUUAUGAGAUUGGAGAACACAUUGUGAGGGAUCGUAGGCCAUUCCUCCAUACAGAAUCUUUCUAGAUCCUUGAUAUCCUUUGUCUGCGCUUAUGGAAUGCCCUCUUCAAUUCAAAUCAAAACAGGGGAUCCAAUAAUCCUAUCUUUCUUAGAUUUGUUUUAUUUCUUGUUAGACAACUUUUUUUUAUCUGCGCAAUUGUAUUAGUUUAAAAUCAUAUAAUGUUCUAUUUUGUUGAGCAUACAAUAUAGCUCAGUAUUUGUGUUACCGGUAUUUAUUUUAUAGUCUUUUUUGCUAGUCUUUAUCAAGGGAUACAAUAAUUCCUGACCCCACUGUAAGUGUUAGUCCACUUGUGUCUGGGGUACUUUUUAAAGCAUUCCUUAGAAUAAUUCCUUAAUAAUAUAGUUUAGCUAACAAUGUUUUUUUUUAUUAUUGUGUGCUUCUUAUUGGUGUUUCUGAACAGAUAAUAGCAAGCCUAUCUACAACCCUGGGAGCCCAAGUUUUUUCUGCCUCCAGGAUAUCAUGCGUGUGUGUAGUGAGACCAGUGCUCAUUUCUCCCCAAUCACCUCAAAGAUGCUCCUGGCCUUGGACAAGUAAGUCUUUGUCUAUGAUUUCAUAUUGAAGUCAUUUAGCAGGCGCCCUGAUCCACAGUUUUUUAUGUGUAUCAGAGAGCUUAAAAGCAGGGUAUAUGGUAGCUUCACUUACUCUACGGGGGUGGUAGGUAGCCCAGAGGUUAGAGAGGUGGACCGGUAACAGGAAGGUAGUUGGUUUAAUUCCCGGGCCGGACGAUGAAAAAGGUGGGGAACUAGACUGGUUAUUGGAGGGCUGCUGGUUUCAGAUCAUUACUACUAUCCACUACUGUUGUGCCUUUGAGACUGUUGUUGUGCUGCUUCCAGCCUCUCGUGACUGUCUGUAUGUGUGGUGUCCGGGGGUUGGGAUUGGAAAUAACAUAAGAUAUUUCAAACGACUUACAGUGCAGUGAGUGACACAGUAGAUAUUUCACCUUACCAGAACGUCACCACUAAACCUUGACCUUUGAACUAGUAUCUUGUAACUGCCCUAUCCAGGUGGCUGGCAGAGAAGCACACCAUGCCUCAUGCCAUUGCAGCUCUGUUCCGGCCCGCACCGGUGGACCGAGUCAAGACCAACGUGAGUAACCCUGCUUACACCAGCGAGGGCAAACCUAGUGAUGGGGGUUUGCACAUGGGUUACACCGCCUUGGAGAUCAAGAGCAAGAUGCUGUCACUGGAUAAGGCCGACAUGUGCAUUCAAAACCCUCUCUACGGCUCAGACCUGCAGUAUACCAACCGGGUGAGAGCCCAGAUACCAUUUUUUCCAAUCCCUACCCUCUCCCGAGGGAUGGCUUACAAGACAGUUGACAUUUUUGUAUCAUCAUCAAAAUAUGUGAACAUAAACUAAAGUGUUUACGUAUCCUCUCUAUUUUUGCCAUUUCUAGGUGGACAAAGUUAUUAUCAACCCUUACUUUGGCCUUGGUGCUCCAGAUUACUCUAAAAUCCAGAUCCCUACGAGAGAAAAGUGGCAGCACGGCUCUAACAAUGUGACAGAGGAAAAGUGAGUGAGCCUCCCUAAAUUUUACUUCAAAAUGUUACUUCAUGCAUUGGCCAGACCUGGAUUCAAAUAGUAUUUGUUUUCCUUCAAAUAGUUUGAGCCUUUCUGGAGUGCCAAAUGGGCGACAUUUGCACAUUUGGGACUAUUCCAUCAGUUCCAUUGCGCCAGGCAACCUCAAUCAAGCGCAUCUAAAGUAUCUUCCAUUCCUUGGAGUUUGGGCCUUUUCAAAUGCCUCAUGACAUUAUGAAGUCCAAGUGAUUGAACGAGGCCAAUUCUCCGUCUCCUCUAUAGGGAGCGCCAGUGGGUGGAUGACUUCCCCCUCCACCGCAGUGCCUGUGAAGGCGACACAGAGCUGCUCACCAAGCUCCUGGAAAGUGGCUUCUCAGUCAAACAGCUGGACAGCGACCACUGGGCCCCCAUCCACUACGCCUGCUGGUAUGUCUCAUAUGAGGGGUGUUUUGUUCUAGCACAGCUGUACACCAAAAACUCAUCCUAGAUUGUAAACCAAGCUGUAAAAUAAAGGAAAAAUGUUACCCAAAUUCCCUAAAGAAAAUGAAAGUCCUCUAAGGACAAUAACGUUUAUAUUAGCUUUUUUUUGUGAACAGCUAACGUCAAAUAAGAGUAAAACUUCUGUGUUGUUUUGAAUAUAGGUAUGGUAAAGUGGAGGCGACUAAGCUACUGCUGGAGAAGGGAAACUGUAACCCCAACCUGCUGAAUGGCCAGCUGAGCUCCCUGCUGCACUUUGCUGCUGGAGGGGGCCACUCAGAGAUAGUACAGCUUCUGCUCCAGCAUCCUGAGAUAGACCGGGUACGACUGAGACAGAUGCACUAAAAUAGGUUUAGACCCUGGCAGGGGUCUCCGACUCCAGUCCCGAGGAGCUAUUGGGUGCAUAGGCUUUCGUCCCAGCCUUUCAGUAGAAGAUCAUGCUUAGUUGAUUAUUUGAAUCAGGUUUGUUCGCGAUGUGCUCAGUGGUUAAAUUGAGCCAGAGCUGCCCGGAGCCAAGCUUCUGCACCUUGGGUGAAAGGGAGAGCCAGGCGGAGUCAAGCUUCUGCACCUCAUGGGUCAAAAGACAAAAGUAGGAUAAAAGUAUGUUAAAUCAAGAUUAGGGUUAGUGUUGAACGUAAGGCUAGGGCAAGGGUUAAGGUUAUGGCUAAGGGGCACAGGUUAGGAGAGCAUUUUCGCUAACCAUAACCCUUUUCCUAACGUUAUACACAGUCUCCUAACCUGCUACAUUAAUUAUCCUAACCCUAUUACUGAGACUGUAAUACCAACAUGUUUCAAGCAGACCACCAUAGUCCCUGUGCCCAAGAACACUAAGAUAACCUGCCUAAAUGACUACCGACCCGUGGCACUCACGUCUGUAGCCAUAAAGUGCUUUGAAAGGCUGGUCAUGGUUCACAUCAACACCAUUAUCCCAGAAACCCUAGACCCACUCCAGUUUGCAUACUGCCCCAACAGAUCCACAGAUGAUGCAAUCUCUAUUGCACUCCACACUGCCCUUUCCCACCUGGACAAGAGGAACACCUACGUGAGAAUGCUAUUCAUUGACUACAGCUCAGCGUUAAACACCAUAGUGCCCUCAAAGCUCAUCACUAAGCUAAGGACCUUGGGUCUAAACACCUCCCUCUGCAACUGGAUCCUGGACUUCCUGACGGGCCGCCCCCAGGUGGUAAGGGUAGGUAACAACACAUCUGCCACGCUGAUCCUCAACAUGGGGGGGCCCCUCAGGGGUGCGUGCUCAGCCCCCUCCUGUACUCCCUGUUCACCCAUAACUCCAUGGCCAGGCACAACUCCAACACCAUCAUUAAGUUAGCCAACGACACAACAGUGGUAGGCCUGAUCACCGACAAUGAUGAGACAGCAUAUAUAGAGGAGGUCAGAGACCUGGCCGUGUGGUGCCAGGAUAACAACCUCUCCCUCAACGUGAUCAAGACAAAGGAGAUGAUUGUGGACUACAGGAAAAAAAGAGGACUGAGCACGCCCCCACUCUAUACCAGGCGGUGUCAGAGCAAGGCCCUAAAAAUUGUCAAAGACUCCAGCCACCCUAGUCAUAAACUGUUCUCUCUGCUACCACACAGCAAGUGGUACCGGAGCGCCAAGUCUAGGUCCAAAAGGCUUCUUAACAGCUUCUACCCCCAAGCCAUAAGACUCCUGAACAGCUAAUCAUGGCUACCCAGAAUAUUUGCAUUGCCCCCUCACCCCACCCCAACUCCCUCUUUUACGCUACUGCAACUCUGUUUAUUAUUUAUGCAUAGUCACUUUAACUCUACCCACAUGUACAGUUGAAGUCGGAAGUUUACAUACACCUUAGCCAAAUACAUUUAAACUCAGUUUUUCACAAUUCCUGACAUUUAAUCCUAGUAAAAAUUCCCUGUCUUAGGUCAGUUAGGAUCACCACUUUAUUUUAAGAAUCUGAAAUGUCAGAAUAAUAGUAGAGAGAAUGAUUUAUUUCAGCUUUUAUUUAUUUCAUCACAUUCCAAGUGGGUCAGAAGUUUACAUACACUCAAUUAGUAUUUGGUAGCAUUGCCUUUCAAUUGUUUAACUUGGGUCAAACGUUUCGGGUAGCGUUCCACAAGCUUCCCACAAUAAGUUGGGUGAAUUUUGGCCCAUUCCUCCUGACAGAGCUGGUGUAACUGAGUCAGGUUUGUAGGCCUCCUUGCUCGCACACGCUUUUUCAGUUCUGCCUACAGAUUUUCUAUAGGAUUGAGGUCAGGGCUUUGUUAUGGCCACUCCAAUACCUUGACUUUGUUGUCCUUAAGCCAUUUUGCCACAACUUUGGAAGUAUGCUUGGGGUCAUUGUCCAUUUGGAAGACCCAUUUGCGACCAAGCUUUAACUUCCUGACUGAUAUCUUAAGAUGUUGCUUCAAUAUAUCCACAUCAUUUUCCUUCCUCAUUAUGCCAUCUAUUUUGUGAAGUGCACCAGUCCCUCCUGCAGCAAAGUACCCCCACAGCAUGAUGCUGCCACCCCCGUGCUUCACGGUUGGGAUGGUGUUCUUCGGCUUGCAAGCAACCCCCUUUUUCCUCCAAACAUAACGAUGGUCAUUAUGGCCAAACAGUUCUAUUUACAUUUUUCAUUUUAGUCAUUUAGCAGACGCUCUUAUCCAGAGCGACUUACAGUUAGUGAGUGUGUACAUUUUUCAUACAGAGGACAUUUCUCCAAAAAGUACGAUCUUUGUCCCCAUGUGCAGUUGCAAACCGUAGUCUGCUUUUUAUGGCGGUUUUGGAGCAGUGGCUUCUUCCUUGCUGAGCGGCCUUUCAGGUUAUGUUGAUAUAGGACUUGUUUUACUGUUGAUAUAGAUACUUUUGUACCUGUUUCCUCCAGCAUCUUCACAAGGUCCUUUGCUGUUGUUCUGGGAUUGAUUUGCACUUUUCGCUCCAAAGUAGGUUCAUCUCUAGGAGACAGAACGCGUCUCCUGAGCGGUAUGACGGAUGCGUGGUCCCAUGGUGUUUAUACUUGUGUACUAUUGUUUGUACAGAUGAACGUGGUGCCUUCAGGCGUUUGGAAAUUGCUCCCGAGGAUGAACCAGACUUGUGGGGGUCUACAAUUUUUUUUCUGAGGUCUUGGCUGAUUUCUUUUGAUUUUCCCAUGAUGUCAAGCAAAGAGGCACUGAGUUUGAAGGUUGGCCUUGAAAUACAUCCACAGGUACACCUCCAAUUGACUCAAAUGAUGUCAAUUCGCCUAUCAGAAGCUUCUAAAGAUGUCCUAACCGACUUGCCAAAACUAGUUUUGUUAACAAAACAUUUGUGGAGUGGUUGAAAAACGAGUUUUAAUGACUCCAACCUAAGUGUAUGUAAACUUCCGACUUCAACUGUACAUAUUACCUCGACUAACCGGUGCCCCCGCACAUUGACACUGUACCGGUACCCCCUGUAUAUAGCCUCCCUACUGUUAUUUUAUUUUACUGCUGCUCUUCAAUUAUUAGCAAUGUUUUACUUAUCUAUUUUGUACUUAACACUUUUUUUAUUUUCUUAAAAACUGCAUUGUUGGUUAAGGGCUUGUAAGUAAGCAUUUCACUGUAAGGUCUACACCUGUUGUAUUCGGCGCAUGUGGCAAAUAAAAUUUGAUUUGAUUUAACCUGCUGCAUAAGUUCUCCUAACCUGCUACGAAAAAGUCACUUCGGUGGCAUGAAAUUAGUGUUUCCCUUAUGGGUAAGGUUAUGACUAGUAGGUUUAGGAUUGAGUCGGGUGUUUACAUGAACCUAGGGUUAGGUUUAAGUUAAGGGUUAUGGCUAUCGUUAGGGUUGAGCCAGGGUGUGGACAUGAAGCUAGGGUUAGUGUUAUGGCUAGGGGUAGGGUUGAGCCGGGGUGUGGACAUGAAGCUAGGGUUAAGGUUGAGCCGGGGUGUGGACAUGAAGGCUAGGGUUAUGGUUAGGGUUGAGCCGGGGUGUGGACAUGAGGUUAGGGUUAGGGUUGAGCCAGGGUGUGGACAUGAAGCUAGGGUUAGAGUUAGGGUUGAGCCAGGGUGUGGACAUGAGGAAAGUGUGGAGAGACAGCAGAAGACAGUGAGCAUGGCUUUCACUGUAAGUCGCUUUGGAUAAAAGCGUCUGCUAAAUGGCAUAUUAUAUUAUUAACCCUAAUUCCCAAUUCAACCCCUAAAUGUGCUAGAAUAAAAGCCUGCACACCCAGUAGCUCUCCAAGAACUGAAUUGUAGAACCCUGGUUGAAUACAGUAUAUCCUCCAUCCUAUUUGCAUUAUGACCACAUACUGUAGGGUGUGCUGGUACCAGUGGAACAUCUUAGGACUUCAAUAUGUUGCCAGUAGUAAGUAGCAGUAAGAAAGUAACUUUGCUUGUUUGUUUUUAUACUCUUAUAAGCACAUAGAGGAUCAGCAAAAGAGAUCACCCCUGCAAAUCUGUGAAGAGAACAAGCAGAACGAAUGGGAGGAGACAGUGAAACUCCUACAGCAAGCCAAUAACAAACCAGUGAGUGUGAAGUCUGUGUGUGUGUGUGUGCAUGUAUGCUACUCCAACAGACAUGUCAAAGACUUGCGAGUGUGUCUUUUAUUACGUUUAGCAAUUGAUGAAACUGUGUGCUUGUUCCGCAGUACGAGAAGGUGCGCAUCUACCGCAUGGAUGGCUCGUACCGCUCGGUGGAGCUGAAGCACGGCAACAACACAUCAGUGCAGCAGAUCAUGGAGGGCAUGCGGCUCUCCAAGGAGACCCAGCAGUACUUCACCAUCUGGAUCUGCUCUGAGAACCUCAGUGAGUCACAAAUACACAGAUCCAAAAUGGCCGCCCAAUAUCUGGUCAUAGGUAUCAUAUUCUUGUAUCUGUAGUAUCCUAUUUCCAUGCUACCUGUGCUCAUUAUACCCUAUGUGUGUGUGUGUCUUGUCUUCUGUCAGACCUGCAGCUGAAGCCCUACCACAAGCCCCUGCAGCACCUGCGUAUCUGGACAGAGAUCGUCACUGACCUUACUGUCCUGGAUCCCCAGAGGGAGAACCCACAGCUCUUCCUCCGUAGAGAUGUCCGUCUGCCCCUCGACAUUGAAAAAAAGGUUUGUAACCAAUUCGAUUUUGAUCAACUUUAUUAUCCCCUUGGGGAAGUUCUUCUUGCAAUUCUUAUUGCAGUGCUGCAUCUGUAAAGCAAGGAUUUGGGAUUUUGAAUAUUGCUUAGAUCAGUGUUUCACAACUCUAGUUAAGGGAGACCCAGAGGGUGUGCAUGCUUUUGUUCCAACCCAGUAAUAAUACACAUUAUUAAACUGAUCAAGUGUUUUGGUGUUUAUUAAUUCAUUCUUUAGUCCAUCCAUGAUUGGCUUGAAUCUUCUCCCCCAGAUUGAGGACCCCCUGUCCAUCCUGAUCCUGUUUGACGAGGCCAGACACUGCCUCCUCAAGGGCUUCUUCCCCUCCCCGGACAGCAAGCUGAUCACCCUGGCCAGCCUGCUGCUGCAGAUCAUUUACGGAAACUAUGAGAGCAAGAAGCACAAGCAGGGCUUCCUUAAGUAAAUAUCUUAAAUUGGUCCCUGAAUUGAAUCAAUCUAGCAUAAUAGUCUUCUUUCAAACUGGGGGAAUCUUGGGAUUAUAUUUGAAGAUAAGGUACAUAAAGAUGUGGUAAUAUGAUAUACCUUUGACAUAACUGUCUGUGUAAAUGUUUUGUUUUCAACAGUGAAGAAAACCUGAAAUCGAUUGUCCCGAUAUCCAAGGUGAAAAGCAAAGCGCAUCAUUGGACAAGCAGGAUUCUACAUGAGUAUAAGGUCAAGUUUAUUUUCAUUAUUUUGUUUUUGUGUAAUAACUUGUAUACAUUUAUAUCUAUGAGGUCAAACUCUUAGCCUUACUUCACCUUAUCCGCCCCACAGAGCCUCAGUAUGAGUGAGGGUGUGAGCAAAGAGAUGCACCACCUCCAGAGGCUCUUCCUGCAGAACUGCUGGGACAUCCCGACCUAUGGUGCCGCCUUCUUCACGGGCCAGGUCUUCACCAAGGCUAGCUCCAGCAACCACAAAGUCAUCCGUGUCUUCGUGGGCGUCAACACCAAGGGCCUGCACCUCAUGAACAUGGAGACAAAGGUGCCCCGGGGCUAUUUGGUUGUUGGGUCCAGAGCCAUAUGUAUACAAAGAGAACCAUGUUUAACCAUGCAGUAUACAGAAUACAGUAGUAUACAAAGAUGAAUGAAACAUACUUCACAUUCUUAUUUACUGGUCACAAAGUAAGCAUGGAUGUAAAUAUCUAAGCAUAGAAAUAAGCCUCAAAAGUAUCCAGCUUUGUAUAUGUUUUAUGUUUUCAUGUAAAUGCCCUCUUUUACUGAUACUGUGCAUAUGUUUUACUGUGUAUUUGUAGAUCCUUCUUAUCAGUCUGGAGUAUGGCUCUUUCAUGUGGCAAUUAGGGCACGCUGAUCAGUACUUCCAGAUUCACAGUCUGGAAAACAAGAUGAACUUCAUUGUGCACACCAAACAGGUAACUAUAGGACCUUUCCCAAGUCAUUCCAAUGCAUUUAACUGUGAUUAUGUUGAAUCAAUGUGUUGUAGCCUGGAAAACAGUGCAGAUUGUAUGACUUGUAAGAAAAUAUUAACCAUAGCAUAUGGCUCUAGCUGAAGAGUUGAAUCUGGGCAAUAUUAUUGCUUGUAUUCAUGGGCUCCUUCUCUUCUUUCCUCAAUAGGCUGGCCUUAUUGUUAAACUGUUAAUGAAGUUGAGUGGACAAAUGACUCCAAAUGACAGAAGUUUAACAGACAAGUAUGCAUAUGGUUGACUCACCUUCAAAGACGAUAUUAUUCCCAUGAACUUUUUUUGUCGGUUGCUUUGCUUUCUUGUAUUGGACCGUUGCUUUUUUGAGAAAAAAGUAUGUUUUCACCAAAUACAUAGUUUUGUAUCACAAUAGAACAGACAUGUUUCACAUUUUGUUUAUUUGAUAUUAAGAUUUCUGUUACAAUUUUACAAAUUAUUACAUGCUCUAAUUUUUAUGGUUGUAAAUAAUGUGUAUAUAAUGGUUC